AGGAGCAAUCUUCCCCAUGAUGAGAAUUGGUAAUUUUUGUCAAAGUACGACUCUGUGGCCCGCCUCUCCUGGUAAAAAGGCAGAAUGUGCCAUUGCUUCUAAGCGGCAUCAAGAUGAAUCUGAAUCUGUUGUAUGCCAUCUUCACAGUUACAUCACGAUCCCUGGAAUUUCAAUCUUGUGCAAGACUGCAAUCUAGAUGAAGUAGAGGAAGUGGUCGUAUCUUCUCAAUGUAGUGGAGGUGUAUCGUCUCCAAGCAGAAGGCAACCCAUCAGGUAUUGAAUCAAUCAUGGAUAGUCGUGAUGAUCAUGAUACGUUUACGUACUUGUUCGUAACCUCCAUAUAUUUUAUUGACAAUGCGGCCAGUAGGUGCGGCAAACAGUGGGACCUAUCUAGUCGUAGUCGGCGAUACUAGGUGUGUGAUGUAUAGUGUUACAACUACUGCAUUAGCUGUUAGGUAGGGAUGCUUCUCGUAUCUUCGUUCUUUCCCUGUUAACCAUAUACACUCGGUUUUGCAUGUAACCUACAACAUCGGACUUCUUUUUGUUUUCCGUUUCUUCUUGGAUUUUCAGUUCAACAAACGAGUUUGUACAUCACACGACCACAACGACUGAACAAUCUCCAAAGACCAAAAAAUGGCUGAAAAACGUAAUCGUUGGGGCGCUGAGCCCGAUGCGCCUGCGGUAAAGCGUAAUCGAUGGGGCGCCGAGCCAGAUGCUGCACCCGCACCGCCUGCUGCAGCAGCUGCUAUGGCUGCCAUGGAGAGCCUCAAAAAGAAAAAAAAUCUAGCAGAACAAGUCAAUAACUUGAGGUACUGAAGCCUUUCUUACGAUUUCAAUCUUUCUCAUGAUAUAGAUAUACCUGAUUCGAUGUCUGUAGCCACUGCCAAUAGCAAUAGUCGGACCAUGUCAAAGGUAUGAGAAUCUUCUGAGAGGUCAUACUCAUUCUCAUACUAGGCAUCAUAAUAUGCAAACCAUAACCGCCUUCAGGGCUCCUAAACUCAUCAUCGAUUCCCUGGGUCGCGAGCUGGAUGAGAACGGCAAAGUGAUUCCGAUGCGAGCGCCGAAUGUCGCGACCUUAAAGAUCAAUCAGAGAUCACGCACUGACGCAGCAGCUGCGUCGGGUGCUACUGGUGGAAGUAAAUUGGCUUCGACGCAUUUACUAGCAAGUCUUGGACCACCUGCGGCAGUGAAAGUUAAGGAUAGCUACAGCCCUAAUCACGGAUUGUCUUUGUCUUAGUCUUACUCUUGCAUGAGGUCAACAUGCAAUAGCAAUAGAUCUAAGGUGGGAAUUGCUUUCACUCUUUCUUCGGAUACCUGAGUCUUCGAUCUCGAAUCGUCAUUUGAUAAAACAUAAACAACUUUAACGGAAACGUCUACCUCUUCUAAUACAAGUUCCGGCAAGAAAGGCAUCCCAGGCGGUGCGCAGUCGAUGGUAUCCACACAGCACGCGAGUGCGGCCGCUGGCGUCGCAUCCAUGAUAUCAGGGAUCGCGUCUCACAUGCGUGUUACUGGAGGCACAGCAAGUAUGAUCAGCAAUGCGCAAGUUCCCGGGACACAAAGCAUGAUGUCCGUACAAAGUUACGCGACGACAACGUCCGUGCAGCCAGCAGUCUCUGCGGUUAGCUCGGUGGUGAAUAAACAGGUACAGAGAUGAUCAUUACUCUUUUAAUACUUGCGGUUGAUCUUGUACUUGAUCAUGAUCGUAUCAACGUCUUCUACAAAAAAUGAACUGAAAAUUUUUACAUUUGCAAAAUUUUGAUGGAUACAGAUAAACUGAAGAUGUAAAAAAAUUUUUCCUCUUGUCCCAUCUCCAACGACAGGGUCUCGAAGUUUUGCAUAGUGGAAGGCAUUUUGACCCAAGUGUGAAGCUGUCAAGGGCUGGAGGGCGUGAUAAGCGUCGUAUGAUGGGUUUCAGUUUUGUACAGGAUGACAAAUACGUCAAGCAACAGGAAGAGAAGCAGAAAGAGGAAGCUAAAAAAGCUGCAGCAAAAGCACUGGAGGAGAAGAAUAGGAAGGGAGCGGAGGUAAUGAUGUUGAUCUACAGCUUUUUAGUAGUAGACAAUUAAUAAUUGGACUCCUUGACUCUUUUGUAAUUUUGUUUCCUAGUUAGAUGUGCUCCACCGAUAUUAGUAUACAAGAUGAAUGAGUUUGAGUUAUUUGUUCAAAUUGAAGCUUGCCUCUUUGAUGUGGUGUUUUCAAGCGUACGGUUGAUAACGACAUCAACAUUUACAUUCAAACCUACAUCAACAGGCUGAAGGCGUACAGCAAUCUGGCGCUGAGUUGAUUGCGAUAUCGACGAAGGCGAACCGGCCUGAGCCGGCUCCCAUCCCAGUCGUGCGCGAAUGGUGGGACACACUCAUUGUUCUAAAGCCAGAUCCAAACAGUGUCUCCUAUGGCGGGAGCUCUUCUUCCUCUUCUCUGGGAGGAUAUGAAGACGCUCAUAACGAUGCAGACCGGAUUGAUGCCAAGAAGAUCACGCAUUUCGUAGAACAUCCAGUGCCGAUCCGACCUGCGACUAUGAACAUGCAAUUGAGCAUUGUCGAGAAACCCUUGGAGAGUAUGCUGACACCGCAGGAGAGGAAAAAGCUGAGACGACGAAAUAGGCAAGAACGUGCGCAACAGAUGCGAGACAAAAUUAAGAUGGGAUUGCUGGAACCGCCACCGCCGAAGGUACAUACUAACAAAUACAUUGAAAACAUAGUAUUGUUGAUUUUCAUGCACCAUGUCUAAAAAUGAGAAUGAUUUAAUAGCAGUAGAACUAGUUUGCCUGCAUCACAUCAUGAAGUUUAAUCUCACUAUUUGUACAAGACCUUCCACCGCCCACCGCAACAGGUAAAAUUCUCAAACUUGAUGCGUGUCUUGGGCGAUGAGCAGAUCGCGAAUCCUACGGAGAUUGAAGCUAGGGUGAAAAAACAGACUGAACAACGACGGCUCGAGCACGAAAAACGCAAUGCCGCUGCCAAACUUGCUCCCGAAGAGCGCAAAUUGAAGAAACAACAGCGUUGGGACGGAAACACGGUCGGCGGUCCCGCACCCAAGACAGACGGCACAUCUCGCGUGAACGAAACGCACGUUUUAGUCUUCUCCUUGAAAGACGUUUCGAACAAGAAGCAUCUGUACAAGAUCAACAUCAACGCAGAACAGUUUCAGCUCACUGGCUGCAUGAUCCUGUGUCCGGGACUCGCGAAUUUGCUGUGCGUAGAAGGCGGCAAGAGAGCGAUCACGCGCUACAGAAAAUUGGUUACGCGGCGUAUCAAGUGGAACGAAAAUGCAGGCGAAGAAAGCGACGACGAAGAAGCAGACGCGAACCCAGCAGAGGAGCCUGCGACGCUCAUGUGGCAAGGUAUUUUUUACACUUUCGACUGGACUACUCUCUCUCUAUACACUUUAGACUUUAGAAGAAACUUACUUGUAAUUCUAUCAAGAAUGACAUUGAAAGUGUCGUGCAGAUCACAUGUUGUAUUGACAUCUGCUCUUUCUUCCACUUAUCUUUGGUGCGACGUUUCCCACACACCAAGAUGAAGACCACCGACACCUCCAACUUCUAAAAUUUUCUUCCCCAAACAACUGCAGGUACGAUUGAAAAGCGACUUUUCGAUAGUUUCAAAGUGCACAACGUGAAGACCGAAGCUGAGGGAAGACAGCUGUUGUCCUCAAGAAACUGCGAAUCGUACUGGACAAUGCUGGAGAGUUUCCGAGAUUCUAAGCAAGAUUUGUAAAUCGAGAAUUGCGGCAGGGCUAGAGGGUGCUUCCGCUUAGAAGGUGUAGCAUGGAGGAGGGCUGCACUUUUUCCCUUGAAAAUUCACGAGGAAUAUAUCCAUAGAAGAAGAUGGAAUAAGCGGAAUACAAUUACUCUUACUCUUCAUCGCAGCCUUCGUUGACGACCUCACAGUUUCACCCAUAACAACAUGUGAAAGCCAUGCCCAUACCCCUUGUCGCCUCCCGAAUUUCGACAUACUCCCAUUGACAAUACAAAUUCGAAGCAUGAAAAUGAAUAUCAUAAAUUUACUUCUACAUAUCGUGGCCCAGGAUUUUUGCUGCACGAGAAAAGUGGGAGUGCGCUAUUCUUGACGCAGAAGGAGGA
Molecule: messenger RNA, 4083 nt
Organism: Amoebophrya sp. A25
Lineage: Eukaryota; Dinophyceae; Syndiniales; Amoebophryaceae
Source: the annotation of a GenBank genome assembly